Messenger RNA from Halichondria panicea, 1335 nucleotides. RefSeq lists its product as uncharacterized. The record is from RefSeq and is a predicted model, not a curated record. Bases 142 to 1236 code for a protein of 364 amino acids. The transcript has a single exon. Lineage: Eukaryota; Metazoa; Porifera; Demospongiae; Suberitida; Halichondriidae.
GCUUGCGAGUCUACCUCCUCUGGGGCGUUGCCUAUCCCUUUCUUUCGUGGAAUCUAGCUAGCUAUGCUGUUGUCAGUUAGUUUUCUAGUAUUACGGUUAUCGAAAACUGGAAACUAAGUUAGUUUUAAGUCUAAGUUAAGAAUGGUGAAUCCAAUCAAUUUUAAUAAGUUAGUAGUAUUAUUUGUUUUGCUUGUAAUCACAGUGUAUAUAUGGUAUUUCCAAUACUUACACUCCAAGGCGGACAUGAAUGAGCAGGCCACGACUGAACAGGUCAAUGCUAUUGAAAAAAAACUCACCUCUGUGGUCCCAACUAACGAUAUUGAACACUCAAAGAAGGUACCGACUGAACAGGUCAAAGCUAUUCAAACAAAACUCUCCACUGUGGUUGCACCAACUCGCUUCAUCUAUCUAACACAAACAGAAAACUGUAUUCCAACUUAUCUAAAGUCUCCCAAAGUGAUUGGUGACUCUGAAGCAUGUCAGUGUGAUGUCAUUAUCCUCAGUUACAAGACGAAGUGCGCUGACACGUCAUUGCCUCAUGUCCAAUACAUAUUCAACUCUAGUAAAACCUGGACUACCGGAAGAAACUUGCUUUACAAAACAGCUAAAGAAAGGAAAGAAAAGUACAUCCACUACAUUUUCAUGGAUGACGAUGUUCGACUAAUACCAGUAGAUAAAAGGAGUACACAGAAUCCAUUUAGGAUGUACGAGAAAUCUCUCAAAACCUUUCAACCCGCUGUAGUUAUCAUCCUUGACGAUUCCGGGCGAUGUAAAUUCCCUAAAAAAAUUAUUUCCGAGCGAUCAAAUUGUGAAGUCACAGGAUACUUACAAAUAUAUAGAAUAGAUGGCCUCUUUAUUGCCUAUCACUAUCAAGUGAUAGACUUCAUACUUCCGUACGAACCGAGGUAUGAUUCAGUGAGCUGGUGGUACUCACAAGAGUAUACAAACGUCGUGUUGAAUAUCCGACUUAAUGGACAAGUAGUUACUGACCCUCGUUUUAUAACACCUAACCCAAAGCAUCGCAGUUACGUACAAAAGUAUCCUGGUCAGGAUGCCUUCAAUCAAUUUGUCGCUGACAUUCGAUCAGAAGAACCAGAAAAGUAUCGAAAUUCAGUUGAGCCUAUUUUACAACAAUGGUUAACACUGAAUAUUAACUCGAAGUUUCUGUUGGGCCAACAAACAUGCAAACGUGAUCUCUCUGUACAUCCAUAUAGACCUUACGAGAAUCUGACUUAAAAUAUAAACUUUAUAUACCACAUAAUUAUAUCAUAAUUAUAUACUGUGCAUUUUAUUUUUGCGUCACAUUCUUUCGCAUGCACUAUUUCGUGUACUUUA